This is a messenger RNA of Engraulis encrasicolus (European anchovy), 2199 nucleotides long. It is a transcript of the gene sp6, whose product is annotated as Sp6 transcription factor. Gene Ontology annotation, molecular function: DNA-binding transcription factor activity, RNA polymerase II-specific; RNA polymerase II cis-regulatory region sequence-specific DNA binding. The transcript has a single exon. Lineage: Eukaryota; Metazoa; Chordata; Actinopteri; Clupeiformes; Engraulidae. The record is from RefSeq and is a predicted model, not a curated record. Bases 210 to 1346 code for a protein of 378 amino acids. Gene Ontology annotation, biological process: regulation of transcription by RNA polymerase II.
UCACCUAUCCCACUCAAAGACACAACGUGAAUUCUCCCUGAUGUGGUGCUGAUAUACCCAGCAACCUCCUCCUGUCACCUCUUCUCCCCAUCCAUCCAUCCAUCCAUCCAUCCAUCCAUCCAUCCAUCCAUCCAUCCAUCCAUCCAUCCAUCCCCUAUCCCACUCAAAGACACAGCGUGAGUUCUCCCAUUCCCUCUCCAUCUCUCUCUAUGGCCCACCAGUACGAGCCCUGGGCCAGGACAGCACCCACUGCUGGCCCCGGCGGCGGCGGUGGCAGCGCAGCUGACGACAUGAACGUCUCCCCGUGGUGGGACCUCCACCCGGCGGCCAGCACGUGGAUGGACCUGACCGGAAGCCCCGGCGUGGGCAUGGCCGGCCUCACCGGCAUGACCCAGAGCAGCUCCCUCGGCCUCCAGUCGGCCCUGGGGCCCUACUGCACCGAGGCCCAGCUGUGCAGCCUGGCACCGCCACCACCACCCUCGGCCCCUGCCCAGAUCAGCCUGUCCCCGCACCACCACCACAGCCACCACCACAGCCACCACCCGCACCACUUCCCUCAGGACGGCUUCAAGAUGGAGCCGCUGGGCACCGCGGAGCUUCUCCUGUCGCAUCAACACCACCAGCAGCAGCAACAGCAGCAGCAGCAGCAGCAGCAGCAGCAGCAGGUGUACACCUUGGAGGAACCGCAAGAGAGCACCACGUCCGUGCCGCGACCCAAGUCUCAGCGCCGGUCGGGGUCUCGGGCGUCGGGCCAGGCCGCGUGUCGAUGCCCGAACUGCGUCCACGCCGAGCAGCUAGAAACGGCUAGUGGUGGAGGUGGUGAGGACGGCCGGGGGCAGCGCAAGUGGCUCCACAACUGCCACAUCCCGGGCUGCGGCAAGGCCUACGCCAAGACGUCGCACCUCAAGGCGCACCUGCGCUGGCACUCGGGCGACCGGCCAUUCGUCUGCAACUGGCUGUUCUGCGGCAAGCGCUUCACGCGCGCCGACGAGCUCCAGAAGCACAUGCAGUCGCACACGGGCGCCAAGAAGUUCAGCUGCGCCGUCUGCGCGCGCGUCUUCAUGCGCAGCGACCACCUGACCAAACACAUGCGCACCCACGACUCCACGGCAGCAGGUGGCGCUACUACCAGAGAGGACCAACAACGGGCCAACGGAGGGGAAGGGGCAGCGCUAGGAGGCGGCGGGGCCAAGCCCUACGAUUCGGCCCUGGGGCUCCCGCCCUCUCCACUGGGGGCGGCCACUACGGAGGGGGCGGAGGUGGUCGUGCCUCCUCGGAAGAUGAAGACAGAGCCGACCGACGCCAACCUGACCGUCAUGGUGGGUCAGGCGGGAAAGCUGAGCUAACUACUGUUGUAGCUAACACACUUCAGGACCUACACCACUCGGCAGGACAGAACGUUGUGCCUUAGCAGCUUAUACUUUUUAUAGUGUUCAUGGACUUGACGUUGCUCGGAAAGGACGGGACUAUGGGUGUUUGUAUGGCAGUUUGUUUAAUAUUUAUAAUAUUGUCACGUUGUCGACGUGGCACCACGUUUUAGGCAGGCCGGUAAUCUGAGCUAACUAGCUCACUGGCCACAUAGCUCAGGACAUGACUCGUGAGUUCGUAGCCGUUUUUUUAUGUUAUUGUGCCCUGAACUGAACGAUGACUUUGAGUUUCAGCAAUCAGAACUCUACAGGUGUUUGGUACAUUACAGUACAGUAGGCUGAGAGACAAUCCACACGUAUUCCAUGAACUUUAGACCAGGCAUGCAAGUAGUUGCACAUGGGAUGCUUUAUUUAGAAGGCAGGACCCCGUUUCUCAAAAGCAUGGUUGCAAACCAAUUAGGUCCUACGGUGUUGUCGUAUCGUAUCAAUGCAUCUGUUUAUAUGCAUCGCUUACGGUAGGGACACAUACACGCGAAUUUGCGAACUUCGCCAUUCGUUCCUAUGAGAGAGGCGAAGGCAAGCGAAAGCAAGCGAACAGGAGCGAAGCGAAGCGAAAUUAUUAUAGAAAGUUUAAUGUUAUGCAAAUGAGGAGCGAAUUCGCCUGCCGUGGCCCAAUCAAAUCAACAACAUAACUGUUCCACUCCAUUUGAUUCGCCGUGACGACCUGAUGACGGUUCGAUUUCACCUCUGUUCGCUUUGCUUGCUUCGCCUCAUAUGUGUCCCUACCGUUAGCCGUAAGGUAAAUGUCUCUGAUGAUAAGUGCAGAGAUCAG